Humulus lupulus (European hop) is the source of this 2287-nucleotide messenger RNA. Its product is annotated as squamosa promoter-binding-like protein 8. The record is from RefSeq and is a predicted model, not a curated record. Lineage: Eukaryota; Viridiplantae; Streptophyta; Magnoliopsida; Rosales; Cannabaceae. Gene Ontology annotation, cellular component: nucleus. Gene Ontology annotation, molecular function: DNA binding.
AAAUUAAAUGAAACUGUAAAAACAGGUGAAAAAUAAAAUAAAGUAAAAAAAAGAAAAGAAAAGAAAAAAUCUAUGAUGAUCAUGAUCUGGUUAGCUGCACAAGGUUGAUGAAACUAGACCAGGCAAAACAGCUAGUGGGACCCAUAUUUUAAAUAACCCCAACCGCGUGGGCAACAGAGAUAGAGAGAAGGACUUGACGAAGACUUUCUCACUCUUCCACUUCCUAACCAGUCGGACUGGGAAUGGAAACUCUCAUUCUCUCUCUAGCUCACUCAAAUUCCACUCAUAUUACUCUAGUGGUUUUCUCAGGUAAAAACCUGACCAUUCACAUGGGCAAUUUUGUCAUUUCACAUACUCUUAAUCUUCGACACCAAUAAUCUCUCUCCCACACUGCUAUAGCUGCCUCAUAACUCAGUUCUAGUUACUCCCUCUAAACCAUUGUGAGAGAGAGAGAAAGAGAAAGCUCUUUUUAGAGAGAGAAAGAGAGAAGGAUAUGAAAGACAUUGUAUAAACUCUCAUAUGGAAUACAGUCAGCGCAAAGUUUAAGUCUUCAUAUUACCAUCUCACCUCUCACUUUUACUACUUUACUUGCUAUAUUGGUUCGAAACGACGUCGCACAUAGUUGAAGCAAGCUCGUGCGCCGGGGAGAAAAAAAGAAAGUAAAAUAGGAUGCUAGACUACGAAUGGGGAAGAGUGUCUGCGAUGAUGCUCACGGGCGAAGAGCACGAACAACCACCUGGAUCCGACCCUAACCGUCACAACAUUCUCGACCACUACGCAAACGCCGCCGCUCAGACCGCUUUCAACGACAACCUCCUGGCUGCUCAGCCCGGAACCAACGGCUCCGCCUUCGCUAACCACCACUUCAACACUACAGCUACUCAUAAUCAGAAUCACCACCACCACCACAACCACCAUCACGAUUCGCAAGCCCAAGUCCACUCUACCCACCACGUCCACCCAUCCCUAUAUGACCCACGCUCUUACUCUGGUGCGUCUUCCUACGCGCCGCAGCACCCGUCCAUGCUGUCCCUCGAUCCCGUACUCGGUGGGGGAGGAGGGGGUGGAGGUGGGCACGGGGGAUCGGGUGGGUUCAUGCUGGUGCCCAAGAGUGAGGAUAUGUGCCGUCCACCGGUGGAUUUCUCAUCAAGAAUUGGGCUGAAUUUGGGUGGCCGGACUUAUUUCUCCUCGGAGGACGACUUCAUGAACAGGCUUUACCGGCGGCCCAGGCCGCUUGAUCCAGCCUCGGCUCACUCACCGAGGUGCCAGGCCGAGGGCUGCAAUGCCGAUCUCUCCCACGCCAAGCACUACCACCGCCGCCACAAGGUCUGCGAGUUCCAUUCCAAAGCUUCCACCGUCAUCGCCGCUGGGUUGACUCAGCGAUUUUGCCAGCAGUGCAGCAGAUUCCAUAUCCUUUCUGAGUUUGAUAAUGGCAAGCGCAGUUGCCGGAAGAGGUUGGCCGAUCACAAUCGUCGCCGGAGAAAAACUCAGCAGCCAAUUAAUCAAGAAAAUUCCAAUAAGUCUUUACAACCCGAAAUAAAUACCCGACAUCCAUCGUCAGAUAACGUUUCAAGGUCCCCGCCGGAUUCUGGAGCUCAAUCGACGUCGUCGGUGACGGUAGCACUGUCGCCGCCUCGAAUUUCGCUUGAUUGUUUCCGGCAAAGAUCAUACCAAACGACUACCGCUUCUUCAGGAUCAUCAGCUCACUCUUUUUCUCAAGUGGGUAAAAGAAAUGGAGCGGAUCAAGUAUAUCUACGUACGAACGCAUGGGCUUUAUUGUAGGUUCCAACUUUCAGGGAGGAUUUUAGCAAAAUAACAUUUGUUUUAAGUGAUAUCUAGUGUUACUUUUCCGUGAAUUUAAGUUUGAGUCUAAUGGAGCUUAUGAAGUCUUUUUUUUUUCUUGUUCUUUUUUUUUUUUUGAGAUGGAAUGAAAUUCCCAAUUGGCCCUUUUCCUCUGUACUUUGAUCAAAAUAUGUUCGAAAAGAAAAAAAAAUUGAAGGGGCGUGAAAAAGCUUUUAAUUUAUUGGAAAAAUUGGAACUUUUCCAAUGUAAGGAUCUGUUUGGUUUCAGAGAAAAUUGUGGAAAGCACGGGUGGUUCAAGGUCUACUUUCACUUUGGGCAUCUGCAUUAUUUACUUUUUGUCCGGAACUGGAAUUUUCCUGGAAAAUGCAGUUAACACGUAUAGAAAAGAUAAAAAUAGACCACGUGGUAUACUAUAUUUUGUUGUUAUUGUUAUUAAUCUUUAAAUUAUUCAAUAAUAAUAAAGAAGUUAGAAGAGUGCCCUGAA